AGAGCAUCGACUUCAGCAGCAGCAGCGCCUGGACCUGGUUCUGAGUCACAAGAACCAAACUGAACCCAGAUUUGAUUCAACACGAGGAGCAGGAACCUGCCGGCUUUUCUCAGCAUCCGCAGAACAAGAGAGGACAAAAAAACAGGAAAACAUCAUGAAAAAGUCAAAGCAGGUGAGCAAUGACAAUGAGCCUCCCACCUACCAGGAGGCCACAGCAGGUUAUGAAGAGAUGGAGGCUCAGUUCGCCUGGGACGACAAGACCAUCAGGAGGACGUUCAUCAGGAAGGUUUAUGCCAUCCUCAUGCUCCAGCUCUCUGUGACCGUAGGAAUCGUUUGUCUCUUCACAUUUUGCGCUCCUGUGAGGUUUUAUAUUCAGACUCAUCCCGGCUUGUACUCGGCCUCUUACCUCAUGUUUUUUGGCACCUACAUCGCUCUGUCCUGCUGUGGAGACCUCAGGAGGCAGUUUCCCUGGAAUAUCGUCCUCUUAGUUAUUUUUACUUUGAGCAUGGCCUUUAUGAUGGGGUUUCUGUCGAGCUUUUACAACACCAGGUCGGUGCUGCUCUGUCUGGGAAUCACAGCUCUGGUGUGUCUCUCCGUCACCAUCUUCAGCUUCCAGAGCAAGAUUGACGUCACAUCCUGCCAGGGUGUCCUGUUCUCCAUGUGCAUGGUCAUGCUCCUCUGCGCCAUUACCCUCUCCAUCGUCGUCCCUUUUGGAUAUGUUCCCUGGUUACAUGCCAUCUAUUCGGUGAUAGGAGCCAUCCUCUUCACUCUGUUCUUGGCUUUCGACACCCAGCUGCUCGUGGGGAACAAGCGCUACACAAUAAGUCCAGAGGAAUAUAUCUUUGCCACGCUCUGCCUCUACCUGGAUGUCAUCUACCUGUUCAGCUUCCUGCUUCAGCUCACGGGACAAGGACGAGACUGAAGUCGACACGCUGUUUGAAAACUCGGCCUGGAGUCGUUUGGCUCCGGCGCAAG
Messenger RNA from Nematolebias whitei (Rio pearlfish), 975 nucleotides. It is a transcript of the gene faim2b, whose product is annotated as Fas apoptotic inhibitory molecule 2b. The record is from RefSeq and is a predicted model, not a curated record. Gene Ontology annotation, biological process: negative regulation of apoptotic signaling pathway. NCBI's taxonomy places the organism in Eukaryota, Metazoa, Chordata, Actinopteri, Cyprinodontiformes, Rivulidae. The coding region runs from base 155 to 922 and encodes 255 amino acids. Gene Ontology annotation, cellular component: Golgi apparatus; membrane; endoplasmic reticulum. The transcript has 12 exons.